Molecule: messenger RNA, 1145 nt
Organism: Fusarium redolens
Lineage: Eukaryota; Fungi; Ascomycota; Sordariomycetes; Hypocreales; Nectriaceae
Exons: 1
Coding region: 223-699 (158 amino acids)
Cellular component (GO): cytoplasm
Source: RefSeq, a predicted model, not a curated record
GUCCUAGUCAUCGCACCAACAUCCGCCGGUAAACAUUCAUUUAUUUCUACGCAAUGAAGAAGGUACUCGGGGAGAGUGACGACGGAGUUUUGGUUUACGUAGCGCCUACAAAGGCUCUCGUCAACCAGAUUGCUGCUGGGAUAGAAGCACGGGUCUUCAACACGUACGGCAAAUAAGCCAGCAAAUCCCACCCAGUGCCAGAUCUUGGUAACUGUGCCUCACAUGAUAAGUCACCUUUCCAAUCGCAUUCCCGUUCGGCGAAACUCGAGUCCUGUUGGCCAAGCAGCUCGAUCAUCCUCUGAUAUCUUCCUUGGCCCAAUGCCAGCUUCUGCCGAGCAGCUGCUCGUCCGUCAUAACCAGGAGACGUUAUCGAUCUUCAAAGACUUUGUGCAAUCUUACAUCAAACAUCACCUUGCGGAUAACCCAGAUCUGGAUUUGCCACUGACCAAGAUAUCCGUUGGGGCUAGAGACUCUACUAGGUGCUCAUCUAAGAGCACUAUACCGACAGUCGUACGAUCGCCAUUUGCGGCUCUGUCUGGCUUUACCGACGAUCCCCAAUCAAUCAAGGAUUUGUGUUCCGGUGUAAGAAGCGUUGUCUCUCUUGAGGAGUCUGCUAUUCCGUAUAUCCCCAUCUGUCCCACGAUUCUAAUGCUGAGUUUAAUGCUUAUCUCUAAAACUUUUACAAGCAUGGCAGUUUGAAAGUACUAGUACGGGACAACGGCAUCAAGCAAGGUGACGUCUGGUUUCAUCUCAAGGACUUUUGACUCACGCCCAAGACCAUUGUGACCAGUCUUCAGGGGGUCAUCGGUGCAAAAGACGAUAUCGACUCGGACGAUCGCGACGAAGAGGACAGUGAUGCUGGUGUUUCGGGGACAUCUUCCGGUGAGAUUGAAGCACAGAAACACAUGGAAACAUUCGAGAACAUCGUCAAAAUUGCAGUAAAGAGCAAGGACAAGAUCAAGGUCGCUGAUAGCUGGGAUGACGACAGCGAAAAAUCGGAAUCAGAGAGCAUUGGGUCAUCUACUGCUAGCACGCCAGAGGCUCCAUAGUCGGACUUAAACAAGAAGGAUGGGUUGAUGCUGGUCUUGAAGGCAUUCAAGGUAUUAGGGGCGGAACUUGGGGCCAAGUUCUACAAGAUUGGAGCG